GUGAUGACAUAGCUGUUAUUCAGGUUUUCCCUGAUAUUCCCUUGUAAUCAACAAUUACUUCUGUGGACCCAUAUCUUCAAGUAUUUUGAGCAAUGGCAGCAGCAAUCAAAAAGAAACAACCACUUCAAAAUGUAAAAGUAGUGGUUCGUAUCAGGCCACUCACUAAACAAGAAGAAGACCAAAAUGUGAAGAAUAUUUUGAAGAGUCAUACACCUAGGGAAUUAUUAAUGAAAGACAAAAAAUAUACCUUUGACAGGGUGUUCAAACCCAAUGCAUCACAAAUUGAGCUGUACAUGAACGUUGUGUCUCCUUUAAUCCAAGAUGUUGUUGCUGGUUAUAACUGUACAGUAUUUGCUUAUGGACAGACAGGGACUGGUAAAACUUAUACUAUGACUGGAGAAAAAUGUAAUCUUGUUGGAAAUUGGAGGAAGGAUGAUGAUUCUGGAGUUAUACCAAGAGCAGCAUUUCAUAUCUUUCAUGAACUUGGUCAUAUGUCCAAUGUAGAAAUUAAUGUUAAAGUGUCAUACAUUGAGUUGUACAAUGAAGAAAUUCGUGACCUGCUGAGUGAGGAUGAGUGUGCCUUGCAGAUGUACAGCGACACGAAGGGCACCGUCUCGAUACAGGGCCUCAAAGAGGUAUCCGUCCACGACAGCGAGGGCAUCCUCAAGCUCCUCCAGCGUGGGAUCGUCAAGCGUCAGAUAGCGCCCACGCUGAUGAACCACCAGAGCUCGCGGUCGCACACCGUGUUCACCAUAUCGGUGAAUACGCGCGAGAGCACUGCGUCCGGUGAUGAUAUUUUGAAGGCGGGGAAGAUCAAUUUGGUUGAUUUGGCGGGGAGUGAGAACAUCGCUCGGUCUGGUUGUAUGGCUAUGAGGGCUACUGAGUUAGCCAAUAUUAACAGAUCCCUAUUGACCUUGGGCAGAGUGAUCCAAGCGCUGGCCGACAAGUCGCAGAAGCACGUCCCGUACAGGGACUCGAAGCUGACACGCAUCCUGCAGGACAGCCUCGGCGGCCACACGAAGACCGUCAUCAUUUCGACGGUGUCUCCUGCUCACACCUCGCACGAGGAAACGACCAGUACGCUGGAGUACGCGACGCGGGCGAGGGAUAUCAAGAACACGCCGAUCAUCAACGAGAAGAUGACCAAGCACGAGAUGAUCGACGGGCUGGUCAAGGAGAUUGACAGGUUGCAAAAGGACUUGGACGCCGCUAGAUCCGGCACUGGGUUCUACGUGGACAAGGAGAACUACCAAAGACUGCUGGACGCCAUCAUGUCGGUGACUGGUGAGCAAGUUACGCACGAGGAGCUCUCGCACAAGAAGGCGGAGAGGAUCAAAAACCUCGAGGAGCACAUGCAAGCCAGAGUGCGACAGUUCGAAGAAACGGUGGAACUCUGCAAGCAGCACCAGCACGACCUGGAGCUGGCCAAGGCGGCCAUCAAAGAAAAGGACGAGACGCUCGAGCAGGAGCGGUAUUUGGCCAAGUGGUACGAGGACCAGUCGAGUGAGAAGUACGAGGAGGCGCAGACCCUCCUCAAGGCAACGCAGACGUUGACAACGGAGAAGGAGAUUUUGUUGGCCAAGCUGGAACACCAGUUCCACAUCAACUCGUCGAAUCAGAGCGUCGCGCAGACGGCCGUCUCGCACGUGGUGGAUUUGCUCAGCGAUUUCGGCAAAGAGGAGACGGCCAGAUUCGAAGGGAUAGCCAAAGAAAAUGCGGAACAGUUUAGGACGUAUCUGAUCGGUCUGACGGACGAGUUGAGACAAUCUUCUGGGUUAAUGAGGGAAAUUCCUAGCAGGGUGCAGCAGAACAGCAAGAAUAAUUUUUCGGCCCAAAAGAUGAUAGGACAGUAUUCGAAGAAUUAUCUGGAAGUGAUCGACGGAAAGGCGGCCCUCUUGAAUGGUGUCUUCGACCAGUACAAGAAACGGGUGGAGUAUUACAGAAAGUCGGUGCCGAAAUUGGCGGACGAGUACAGGGUGAAAACUGAAAACAUCUUUGGAGCAGCCACCAGCAUGUUGAAAAGCUCCAACGACACUUUCAAAACCGCCCUGAGCGAGACCAAUCGAAAGACCCGCGACGAACUCGAUUCCGUGAAAAAAACCAUCAACGACAGAAAACUUCAGGACGAGGAGAGUCUGCGGCAGCUGGAGUUUCUGGUGGCGGCGACGAAGCGGCGGUUAGAGGAGAAUGACGUCAUUUUGGAGCAAGUGGAGCGGUUGAGAGAGAACGUUUCGGAAGCGGAGGAAAGCGCGAAUCGGCGGAUGUUGGAGACGAUGAGCGGGUUGGAGCGGCUCGCGCUCGAGUCCAUCAAGUCGUUCAAGGAUUCUGCGGAAAUGGUACCGAAUAUGGAAGAAAUUCAGGGCAUCGAAGUCAGAGAUGUGCUUUGUACAGUUCAGGAGUUCCAUCAGAAGCUGCAUCAAAUUUCCAUCAAUUUGGAUGAAACCCAUCAGAACAUAACGAAAGACCGCCUCGCCGACCUGCAGCGCCACAUCUCAGUGGCCUGCUCCCAAAUCGAGGCGGCGAUCGACUCGAAAGUCGACCGACUGUUGGGCGACGUCGAGGCGAUGCGCGGCACCACUGACCGCUUCGUCGCCUCCUUUGACACGAUGGUGGGGCGCGUGCGCGGCGCCAUGGUCGAGCAGAUGCUCGAGAAGAACGUGCGCGCGAAACAUGCGGGCGACACGCCGGUCAGGCAGUCGACGGUGUUGCCGGUGCGGAUAAAGGAUCCGGCGCCUAGGGAGGCGUUGCUGGAGAAAUUCCGGCAGGCGAUGGUGAUGCCCAAAAUGGAGGAGGAGUGGGAUACCAAUGGAGAUUCCAGCUAGAAAAUGAUGAAAUUUCGCUGGUAAUAUAGAUGAUGAACAAUGACAAAACGUGUAAUAAUUGUGUAUAAAGGUGUCAUGUCAUAUUUUCAAACUCCUGGGAUAUUUAAUGUAACGCGUUUAGAACUAGAACAUUCACAAUUACUAUUUUAUAUUGUUUAGUAAUAUUGCAUAAUUUAGUUGAAAAUAAGUUGAUUUCUUUGAUGAAUACCCUGAUUCACUGAAUCGUAAAAUGUCUUAGACAAUUUAGAUCUUGUGUACAUAACACCUUCAUCCACCUUUUUAUCCAACUUUCAAUCAACAAUGUUAUAUGGUUUAUCCUGCAUUGAAGAGUCAUGAUGCUUGUUAGCUUGAAUUUUUAGUUAAUAGAUAUGUGAACUGUAUAUUGAUAGGUUUAAUGAAUUUUAUAU
This is a messenger RNA of Phaedon cochleariae (mustard beetle), 3229 nucleotides long. The record is from the annotation of a GenBank genome assembly. NCBI's taxonomy places the organism in Eukaryota, Metazoa, Arthropoda, Insecta, Coleoptera, Chrysomelidae.